This is a messenger RNA of Darwinula stevensoni, 552 nucleotides long. The record is from the annotation of a GenBank genome assembly. NCBI's taxonomy places the organism in Eukaryota, Metazoa, Arthropoda, Ostracoda, Podocopida, Darwinulidae.
AUGACAGGGACCUUCCUUCCUGCGAGAGUUGAGGAUAAGGAGAUGCAUGGUGUUCUGCUCUUCGUUCAAGACGACUCUCAGCCCAUGAAGAUCUUGCCUAUUGUCCCGCGAACCGGAGACGUGUGGAUAGCGAAGGAGAAACUGCCCGAUGUGGACGAGGAGCAGUUACCACCCUCAUUUAUCAGAAUCUUAUUCCGAGGGAAGUUCAAGGUGACGUGGGGGAAGCACACGGCUGCCAUUUUACGGGCAUUCGACAGGGUGCUGGCAGAAUUACCUCCCCUCUUUACAGACACUCUUGGACCAGAGCAGAAGCGCAAAGUUAUCAAGAUCUUUGACAAACUUCAGCCAAACCAGACUGAAGUGCUGAUUCGAAGUCUGGACACGCUUGGGCUGUACCAGACUGAAACGCUGAUACGAAGUCUGGGCACUCUUGGAUCAGAACAGAGACGCAAGUUAAUCGACAGCUUUGGUAAUGAAGACAAUGUCUCCCCUUUCUUCAUCAUGGCCUUGUUGCAAUUACGUCAUCGAUUUGUUUCACCUUUUCAGACCUAA